Elaeis guineensis (African oil palm) is the source of this 6019-nucleotide messenger RNA. Lineage: Eukaryota; Viridiplantae; Streptophyta; Magnoliopsida; Arecales; Arecaceae. The record is from RefSeq and is a predicted model, not a curated record.
GCAUGAUAACUUCCUUAUGAUGGCUUAUGUAUGUAGGGUUUGCAUCUGAGUGGUUAAAUCAGUUGCCUACCAAUAAUAAAAAGAAAGACAUACUUAUGGCACCAUGCUGGACCCAGUCCUUAUCUGCUUGCAAGGACCUCAACCUCACAUGAGCUCAACUCAUGUUCGGUUCUUUGUUAUGGUUCAUCCCAUUUUAGACAUAUCAAGGUUCUUCUCCCUUUAUUGAGUGCCUUUCUAGGUUCAUGUCAAGAUUUUUAAGUUGCUUUUGUUUAUAUGAUUUUGUCUAGGAAUUUAAUAUAGACAACUUAGCAGAAUAAUGGCUUUUCCAAAAGUUGUCAAUAAACUGAAAUGGAUAUAUGGUAACAAUCCAAAGCUGAGCAAGAAAGAGCCUUAUAAACUUGGAAUAUCUGGACCUACCACGGUCCUUUCCUUUGUCAGUUCUGAAACUUAGGUUCAAUCUUGGCUUGCAGCUCUCCACUUUGGACCACUCUAUGCCCACAAAAAAUGCAUGCAGACCAAGUAGGUCCAAACAACUUUUAGCCCUUUUAAGUUGUUUUAUGUUCAAAUGAAUUUUGGAUAAUUCUAAAAUUUUCUUUUAUAUAAGAAAACUACUAGAAUAAUGUUGAUGGGGGCCUUCUGAAAUUGCUAUAUGUUCGUUGAUACAUUAUAAUGAACAUUGUUUUAAACCAUAGUUAGAACUUGAGAAUUGAUGAGGAAGGAUCAACAACUCUAUUAGUGAUAUUUGAUAUCAUCAAAUGGCUUACAAUUUGUCAAGCCACGGUUAGGUGAAUUGCUUAUCAGCUAAAGUUAUGAUUGACUGAUUACAACUCUACCAAAAGAAAAUGCUAUUAUUGCAAAACUCGAAAUAUAUUCUGUUUGAACAUUUCGUUGAAUUUUCUCAGUGACAUGAAACAGACAAUUCCAUGUUUUCAAGGUCAGAUAAAUCUAGCAUACUGGCAGUGUUUGUGGCUAAAAUUUUGAUAUUCUUGUGGCUCACUACUUUGCGUCUUAUGGAAUGUGAAUUCCUUCUGUGUCUCAUGCAUAAUAUUCUUAUAUAACUAUCUAUCAUAACCAUUUAUGCCUUUUUGACGUGUAUAAAAUAAAGUGUGAGAUGCUUUUGUAGUCAGGAUGUCCCAGAGCCAUGCCCUCAUUUUACACUGACAGGUUUAACUAUGUUUAAAUUUGCAUGUUUUCCACAUGAUAACAACGAUAUUAGUAUAUGAGAGUUCUAAAUUGUCGAGUUAAAAUUUGGCACCUUACUGAAAGAGAGUGAAAGAACAAAGUAAUGCAUUUCUUUCCUCAUUGAUAACUUGGUUUCACAGAAAAUCUUUUUUAAAUCAACUAGUCUUUAUUGUUCAUUUGGAUGUGUUUUUGUUGAACUCAAAUCUCAUCUGACAAAAACACCUGUGAUGUGAAUGGUCAUUUUCUUAACAUACAACUCAACAGGUGCAUUGAAAGUUUCUGUCUUUUACUGAUCCCGGUGUGAUUUCUGUCAGCAUUGAUGCUCACUUUAUAAUUUAGAUUAUUUAGUGCCUCUGGCUUUUCUACCACCUACCCACCAUUAUAUUUGUACUUUUCUUUGGUGGUGAUAUGUGGCUUCAUCUACCUGCAAAUGUCAUUUUUAAUAUUUGUAAUAUUUUGUUGCCACUGUUGCAUGACUUCUUGUUGGUGCUAGUCCUUUUUCUUGGAAAUAAGCUUUGGUAGGAAGAUACUCCAAUGCCCAGUGCUCACUAUAUUGUCUCCUUUUGUGGGAUGCUGGUUCUGCUUCUAAUUUCCUGUUUUCUUGGAGCUAAGCUUUGGUAUGAAGAAAUUGCAAUAACUGAUGCUCACUUUAUUGUCUCCUAUUUUGGGAUGCUGGUUUUGGUUCUAACUUCUUAAUCAUGUAUGCAAUAAAAUCCGCAUCUUGGAACCAAGAUUGGUAAACGAAGGUUACAAUUAAUAUAGGAGAUUGCAGUUAUUUGCUUUGAGCUGCCUUCUUAUCUAGUGGUGCUUCUUGUCAGUAUGCCUUUGUUAAUUGAUCCUCUUGCUUUUGGACUGACUAGCAAAUUGAUCACUGUCUUUUAACAGUUACUCUGAAUCAAGGUUUGUGUAUCGGUCGGUACUGUAUUGUACUGGACAUAUCCUGCUGUAUUUCUACCGAACUGAUAUACAGUCUCGUACUAUACCGAUAUUCGGCAGUGGAAGAACCAGGCAGCAGCAGAGAAGUCAUAGCUCCCAAAACUGGAAUGAAGUUUAAAACCUUAGAAGAGCUCUGUGAAUUCUAUAACCGGUAUGCCCAGCAUCUUGGAUUUGCCACGAAGAUUAAAGGGUCGAGCAGGAAUCGUGCAUAUAUACAGAUCAUGUGCUGGAAGGGCCGCAAGAGGGAUAUACGGAGGACCGAUGCCCUUGCACCAAGACCGACUCUAUAUACCAGUUGCCCAGCGUUGCUCAAAGUGCGUCUGUGCCGCUUUGAUGGCAUGUACCACCUUAAAGAAGUUGUUCUUGACCACAACCAUGAACUCAAUCCACUCCGAAUGCACUUCUACAGGGAUGAGAAUAUGGUCGGGGCUGGUGUGAAAAAGCGUGAAGCACAUGUUGCUGCAGCAAGGGAAGAGAGCUUAGCUUUGGUUGAAAGGGAGUGGAUGAGCUCUGUUGAUGAGAUACAAUGGUUGAAGCUUGAGAAAGAGGAUGCUGAAGCUCUCCAUCAGUUCUUUCGCCGCAUGCAGGCUAACAAUUCAAACUUUUUCUAUCUGAUAGAUAUAGAUGGGGAGGGCCAUCUGAGAAAUGUUUUCUGGGCUGAUGGCAGAUCAAGAGCAGCAUAUCGGUACUUUGGUGAUGUUAUCUUAUUGGACACAUCUUGCUUGAGAAGCAAGUAUAAUGUGCCUUUAGCUACAUUCAUUGGAGUAAACCAUCAUGGCCAGCCACUGCUAGUGGGUUGUGGCUUGCUUUCAAAUGAGAACACAAGAACCUACAUAUGGUUGUUUCAGGCAUGGCUAUCAUGUAUGUCAGGGCAAUCUCCAAAUGCCAUAAUCACUGACCAGGGCAAAGCCAUACAAGAAGCAGUUGCUCAGAUUUUCCCAGGUUGCCCCCAUCGUCAAUGCCUGUGGCAGAUUAUGAAAAGGAUUCCUAACAAAUUGGAAGGAUGUGCAGAAUAUAAAGAAAUAAAGAGGGCAUUUAAGAAAACUGUGUAUGACUCUUUAAGUGCUCAUGAAUUUGAACAAGAAUGGAGUAAAAUGCUUGAGAAACAUAGUCUUGUAUACAAUGAAUGGCUCAGGUUGUUAUAUCAGGAUCGGUAUCAUUGGGCUCCUAUUUUUGUGAAAGAUAAAUUUUGGGCAGGGCUGUCUGCUACCCGACGUGGUGAAAAUAUGGAUUUCUUCUUUGAUGGGCACUUAGAGUCAAAUACUUCUUUAAAGCAGUUUCUUGACAAGUAUGAGAUGGCCAUGGAGAGUAAGUACGAAACUGAAGCUCUAGCAGAUUUUGAAUCAUUCCAUAAGGUUCCACCAUUGUUCACCCAAUUCUACAUGGAGGAGCAGCUUUCAAAAAUUUAUACAAUUGACAUAUUUGUAAAGUUUCAGGAUGAGAUAAAGGCCUUAGUAUACUGUCACCCUUCACUAAUUAGGAAAGAUGGUUUGAUGUAUAUUUUUGAAGUCAGAGAACGUAUAAGAGGGAAAGAAAGUAAAAUGAUGGAGCAAAAAAAUUAUGAAGUUAUGUUUAAUGCAAAUGACCAGGAGGUGCGAUGCAUUUGCCAUUCUUUUCAGUACAGAGGCAUUUUAUGUAGGCAUGCAUUAUCUGUGUUUAACUUUCAAGAUAUUGACGAGAUCCCAUCACGAUACAUUGUUGAACGCUGGAAAAAGGACUUUAAGGGUGUGCAUGCUGUGGUUUGUCCUCCUUAUGAAAUGGUAGCCAAUGGUCCAAUGGAGCGUUAUGAAAAUCUGUACAAGCAUUGCCUCAAACUUGCAGAGGUAGGGACCAAAACUGAUGAUAAAUAUCAGUUUGCACUAAAAGUAAUAAAUGAGGCAAUGGAGAAGCUUCUUGAGGACAAUUUCAUAUGCAAAGGCAAGCAGGUUAAGAUUGUGAUGACAGAACCUACAAUAGAUUGCAAUAAUGUUGAUAGCUCUGCAAUAAAUGGCAACAAAGAUAUGGGUAAAGAUAUUGAGGAAAUUCAUGAUCCUAAGGAACCAAGAAAGAAGGGACGGAAAAGGAGGAAAGAACCUGCUGAGACAUUAAACAACAACAAAGAAAAGGAACAAGUUAACCAGACAAAUGCACCAGUUUUUCUCCAUCCUCCGCUACCUUUGAGCUACCAACAUCCGUUUGCGAAUCCAUCAUGGGCACAGUGGAGCUUUCAGCACAUGAACCAGGUUCAGCCAUCUAACUUAAUUUACUAUGCUGCGGCACCGGUGAACCACCCACAGUUUGGUCUCUUCCUAAAUAGGGAUCAGCUUGGUGAUCCAAGAUUUAGCAAUAGUUCAGGAAUUCCAUGGAGCUCUCAGCAAAUACUAGAGAAAACUCAAAACCCUGUGGCGCUUCCUGGUCCUAAGAAAAAGAGGAAGAGAAAGAAUGAUGUAGUAGAACUGUCAGGUUGAGCUCAUGGUAGGUCCACAUGGCUCCCUGCUAUACUGCUGACGAGCAUCAAUCGCCUUUUAAGUGACAUUCCCAAUCUUAUAGCUCAGAAAAAAGUUGACUGUAGCAUAAAAGAGGCAGCUGACUGUUUAGAUGCUUUCUGCAUUUAAUAUGGAAGAACUGCUUGCGGAGUGUAGCAACAUGUAACCCAUUCUUUUAGUCUUAUACUUUUGUAUUAUAUAUAUGUAUGUAUGUAUGUAUGUAUAAAUACACAUACAUAUAUUAGAUUUAUUAGAACUUUGAGCUGACUGCUCUUUGUGAAGUUUUCUGUAUGUAGACGGUUGUUGUUACUUUUCAUCUCAAGCAUGAAUCCAUACUUGGUGCAACUUUAUUGGAUAUGUACAUCUAUUUUACUGGUAUCUUUUUCUUUCCCUUUUGUUAAGAGAAGCUUAAGUUUCUCAUUUACACGGAGGUGGAAUUUGAAAGCUACAUAUCAAGAUUUGCAGAUAAGUGCCUUCUAUAAGACGUGUAGUUCUUGUUUUUCGCCUCAUCCAAUUGUCAUUCUAAUUUUUACCUCCUGUUGCUUAAAAUGUUGGUUGAUAUCGGGUUUCAACUUUCCAGUCACAACAAGGUGAUGUGCAUUGGCCAUACCUCUUCCAUAACUUCUCAAUUGUAUUUUUAUGGCUUUUAUUGGAGAAUAAGGAAAUUAUCAAUGAAUAAGAAUAACUGAAUUAAACAAAAUAAUUUGGAUAUAUUGAUUGAUUCUUCAUAGUAACAUAAUAUUGUAGUACAUAUUUGGCUCAUAUCCUGGACUGAUAAUGUGUUAUGGUUAACAGCAUAUGGAAUGUAACAUUCAUAAUGGAGGCUGCGACCUUCAAUAGUAACAUAUGAUGGACUUGGUAUCAAACUGUGGUUGAGAUAAGUUUUCCUGGUAUUGAGUAUCAUUAUGGCAUAUAAUUCCUGUAGUCUUGCAGACUUUUAUUUCCAUGAAUCUUCUGAGGCAUUGCAUGAUUCAAUUCAAGGGUUGUGCUCUCUUUUUUUUUUUCUUUCCUUGCAGAGCCAUUGAUGGCUUCCACAAAAUUGCAAUGAUGUUUUGAGCUCUGAUGUGAGCAAUGCUUGAUACACCUCUUUCUGCUGACACUGAAACGCACAUGGUCCGCAUCCUCUCAGACGUGUGGUGCUUGGGAGGUGUGGAGUCAACUUUUCAGUAAGAGGUCAUGAGUUUGGCUUGCUGCCUGAAUUGGGAGUAUUACGCAUACUGUCAAACAGUGCUGGUCCAUCCAAUCAAAGUGACUAGUCUAUGGAUCCUUCGCACAUUAAACUUGAAGACUUGAUAAUCUCCAUCCAAUGUCAAUUUUGGAUGGUUGCCAAAUCUGAGCUCAUUCCUAGCUAUCAUCCAACUUUUAGGUGUAUGUAUCUCAUUAGCAGAUUCAAAUGUUCUUCUAUAUAAUCUCAAUUAUAAUUCUAGAGCUUUUCU